Molecule: messenger RNA, 2616 nt
Organism: Naegleria fowleri
Lineage: Eukaryota; Heterolobosea; Eutetramitea; Acrasida; Naegleriidae
Exons: 5
Coding region: 1-2616 (871 amino acids)
Biological process (GO): intracellular signal transduction; receptor guanylyl cyclase signaling pathway; cGMP biosynthetic process
Molecular function (GO): guanylate cyclase activity; peptide receptor activity
Source: RefSeq, a predicted model, not a curated record
AUGCCUCAAACCGCUCCACUCUCGAUCAUGAGAAAUAUCAGAAAUAUGCAAAACUUUAUUAAUGUUUUCCUGAAUUAUGGAUACAAUUGGCCUGCAUACGAUCAUGAAUUCCCUUUGCCAAGCAAAAGACUCUCAAAUGACAAGACCAUUAUGGAUGAACUGAUUGCAUUGGGUCAGGCCAUUCAAUUUGAUGCAGCUACUUAUACGGAGUACGGAAAAAGCAUGUACACGACCUACGUUCCUGGUUUUGAAUCGAUACCAGAAUUGGGGAAAACAUUUACAGGAACCCCACAGCCAAGAAAUGUCUCUAUUAUUGAGAUUACGAACUCUAUUCUCAAAUAUACCCAGCAGAUAAUGAAUGAAGAUUUUCCAUAUCCAUAUCUAAAUGAUGCUGUUGACAUGAACAGUCUCAAUACAACACUUGCCAGAGAAGUUAUUACCAAGAUUAUGAAUUCUACAUUUAUGGAAUCUUUUUCAUCAUUUAGUUUCAUGGCUCUCUUCCAAUGUUAUUGGUCACAUGCAAAGAAACUCGUUUUAUUUAGGGAAUUAUUCACCAAUUUUGGCUUGAAGAACUUUGUUGACACCGGCAAUGUUAAAUAUGGGAACAAAUAUUUGUCAGAAUAUGAAAGCAUUGAUCAAUUGUACAAGUUGGUUCGAUAUGAGACUGAUAUGGUAGCUGCAAACUGGAAUGAGCUAAUUUAUGGAGAUGUUACCAAGCCCAAUGAUGAUCCUGUCAUAGGAUUAUAUCCUUCUCUGGACAAGCUGCUGAAGAGUGGUGUUGCAUCCAAUUGUACAGAAUAUUUAUCGUCACACAAUAUGACAUUUAACUUGAACACAAAUAUUCAAUACUGUUUAGGAAUUGAGAAAGUAAUGACCGAUUACCUUACUGAAUCUACUGAAUUUUGUGAACGAACAAGAAAUGUGUAUCUCGCCCAACUCAACUCGUCCCAAAAUUUGGAUCCAACAGAAAUAUUUAUGGAGCAUAAUUUUGUCAGCAUGAUUUCAUAUCCUCUCACUGACAAGCUUGUCAUUUACAUGAAUGAAUUUGUAAGAGUGUCUGGAGAGUUGUCACUUGUGAUGUUACUUAUUUUUAGCAGUUGUGGACUACUUUUGAUCUUCAUUUUUGGUAAAAUUUUACAUUCCAUGCUCAAGAAUGCCACAGAUCAUUAUCAGCAGUCUAGAAUGCUGCUGAAUUAUAUUCCCAUUGAUUUUGUGGAUCGAAAUGAGAUUCUUAGAAAUCUAAUACUUUAUCAUCAAUUUCCUAAUCCAAUCUUGCAAAAGUUUUCAAAUCGCAGAAUACAUCCAGGUAGCUCUGAAGACGAAGGCACAAUCUUUAAGGGCGUUUCUAACAUCAUUAACUCUAACGUUGAUGGAUCAGCGAUUAUCAAUGAACAGGGAGAGGUUGAGCUGUGCAAUCCAUCUGCAUUGCGAAUGUUUGGCCUCUCAAGUGUUGAUAUUUUAGGAAAUUCGAUAUACAGCUUAUUUUCUUCUGGAGAGUCUCAAACUCAAGUCAAGAAAGUAGUUGCCUCUCUCUUUGAACAAAGCAAACGAUCAACGGAUGGGUCAGCUCACGAAACAUUCGAAGUUGAAUGCGUGCGUAGGAAUCAAAGCAAAUUCCCAGCGAGACUCACACUGUUUACAACUCGUGUUUCACAAAGAGGAAUUAUCCUUGUGAUUACCAUCAAAGAUAUGACUUCAGAAAAGAAACAACAAACCUUGUUAAACGAGGAGAAGAAGAAUUCGGAAAAUUUACUAAAGAAUAUUUUACCUGAAGCGGUGGGAAAUCGAUUGAAACAAGGAGAGACGUUCAUCGCAGAAAAGCUUGGAGAUAUUUCUUGUUUCUUUAGUGACAUGGUUGGGUUCACAAAUUUCAGUUCUGGAAUGCAGCCCACUGAAUUGGUAAAGAUGCUCAACAUUAUAGUGAAUGGAUUUGACACCUUGGUGGAGAUGUAUCACUUGGAAAAGAUUAAAACCAUUGGAGAUGCCUAUUUUGCAGUAGGAGGUUUGCAUGGUGCAGCGUCGUCAGAUCAUCCUGAAAGAACACUACGCUUUGCAAUGGACACUUUCAAAGUCAUUCGAGAUUUCAACGAUGGCAAACAUGGAAUCACUUUAGAAGAAGGUCAUUUGUUGAAUAUUAGAGUGGGCAUCAAUACUGGUCGUGCAGUUGCUGGUGUGAUUGGGAAGAUCAAAUUUGCCUAUGACCUGUGGGGAGACACCAUCAAUACAGCCUCUCGAAUGGAAUCGACAGGAGUUCCUGGUCGAAUUCAAAUUUCAAGAUCGACCUAUGAACGAGUGUACGAUCUAGGUUAUGAAUUUGAAGAACGAAUGGUGGAGGUGAAAGGUAAAGGUAAAAUGCAAAGCUAUCUGUUGAAGGCCAAGCAUCACAUCAAUCCCUUACCAGAACACACCAACAACACCAACAACCCCAACAACAGUUACAGUAGUGGUGGUGAUGAUGAUGACUCUCAUUUCAUCCAAAGUAAUGAACAUGAUCAGAGUGAAAACAACAGUUGUGUCAACGUUAACAACCAUAAUCAAACAGAGUUGAGAGAUGCAGAACAGAGUGCCAUGACCAGCUCGUUAGAAUUUAGUUCCGUGAGAGUUGUUCGGCACUGA